Messenger RNA from Zerene cesonia (dogface butterfly), 1993 nucleotides. It is a transcript of the gene Hgsnat, whose product is annotated as heparan-alpha-glucosaminide N-acetyltransferase. Bases 47 to 1843 code for a protein of 598 amino acids. The record is from RefSeq and is a predicted model, not a curated record. The transcript has 10 exons. NCBI's taxonomy places the organism in Eukaryota, Metazoa, Arthropoda, Insecta, Lepidoptera, Pieridae.
GGCAGUGCAAGUCCGCUUCUCUCGUCGCCUAGACGCUCACAAGUGAAUGCGAAAUGUUCUCAUAAAGACACACAUCGCGCGUAUCGUUAAAAGUGCGACAAUGAAUGAGUCAGCGGCUGUGAAUGAUACCUGGCAGUGGUACAAGGAUGUGGUGCGCUCGUGGUUGGAAGACCCCGGCGUGGAGGAGUUCCAGGGGCUCAAUAUCAGCUCCUUGAUGAUGGAUCAAGCAUAUGUGAUCGGGGAGGCUGAUAGAAAUGUCGCCGUGUACAGUGUUUCUGAUGAUUGUUUUAGAUGUCCUUUCGAGCUCCAGAAGUCCAUAUCAGCUGGGUUUGAGAGCUGGUGGGUCGUGGAUACCGCAAAACGAGUCACCUGGAGGGUUUAUAUGGACACUUCUGAAGAUUAUAUGAGUGUUCGGAAUACUACGGGUUUGAUUUGUCAAUUGAGGCCAUAUUUGGGAGAAUUUGGAGUUUAUACUUUGAAUGUAACCAGCGAUGGGUGUGAUGUGAGAACAACAAGGGAACCAGUCGAUAUUUAUAUGCCUUUGCUCCUACUACUGGGAAUACUGCUCGGAGUAUGGGUGGUGUACGGAAUUUUGAAGUUAAUAAUGUCAAGGGUGAGAAGAUCCGCAAAGCUUCGGUACGGAGACAAGGAGCUUGCAAUACAACAACGGUUACGUGCUCUGGAUACAUUUAGAGGGAUGGCCAUAGUUUUCAUGAUAUUUGUGAACGACGGCGCGGGGGGUUACUGGUGGCUGGAGCACGCCACGUGGAACGGCCUGGCCGUUGGAGACUUGGUGUUUCCCGCGUUUUUGUGGAUCAUGGGCGUGUGUGUCCCUCUGUCCGUAAAAAGUGCAUUCGCUAAGGGCAUUCCGAGGUGGAAAAUAUUUAUACAUAUUGUACGGCGUUCCAUUAUGAUGUUUCUACUCGGUAUUUCAUUGAACACAAUAUAUGGGUCUAACAUGCUCAGUGAAUUGAGGAUCUUUGGAGUAUUGCAGCGGCUGGCGGUCGCGUAUCUAAUCGCGGCCGGGUUCUAUGCGCUAACUGCUCCUAAAUAUUAUACACCGCCGCGGGGCGCAUGUGGACAAGCGCUAAAGGACAUUCUGUCCUGUCUAUGGUGCUGGGUGCUCGCCGCCGCGCUGAUAGCUCUGCACAGCGCUAUCACAUUCAUUGUGCACGACCCGAACUGUCCUGCAGGUUACCUAGGUCCGGGGGGUAAGCACGACGACUGGGUGGCCCCAGAGUGCAGUGGUGGUGCAGCAGGAUACAUAGAUCGGUUGCUGCUGGGAACAUCCCACAUGUACCAGCACAGCGACGCCAGGAGGGUGUACGGGGGACCUGCUACCGACCCUGAGGGACUGCUGGGUUGCUUGACGUCGGCGGUGCAGGCGCUGGCGGGCGUGCAGGCGGGCGCCACGGCCGUGCUGCAGCGCUCGCACAAGGCGCGCGUGUCGCGCUGGCUCGCCGCCGCGCUCGCGCUCGCGCUCGCCGCCGCGCUGCUCGCCGGCUUCUCGCGCGACCACGGCGUCGUGCCGGUCAACAAGAGCUUGUGGUCGAUAUCGUACGUGCUGGCCACAUCCGCGGUGUCCCUCACCAUCCUCAGCAUCACAUACACGCUGACGGACGCGUGGCGCGCGUGGGCGGGCGGGCCGUUCCGCGCGCCCGGCCUCAACGCCAUCGCGCUGUACGUCGGCCACUCCCUGUGCGCCCACUUGUUCCCCUUCCAUUGGAAAGUACCUGUGAUGCGAACACACGCCAUUAGGCUGCUCGAAGCGGUGUGGGGUACGGCGCUGUGGGUCGUCAUCGCGCAUGUUAUGGCGAAGAAGAAGGUGUUCAUAACCUUGUGAUGGAGUUGGGAGGAAUUCGAAUGGUGUUGCCGGAUGAGAAAAUUUUGAUAUGAAAUUAAAUUUUGAAAUUGUUGAUGUAUUCUAGGUUGUUUGGGUCACAGUCUCCAUUAUUCUUAUGUGGUUCUUGACAAUGCCAGUAAAUAAAAAAUU